Rotaria sp. Silwood1 is the source of this 795-nucleotide messenger RNA. Lineage: Eukaryota; Metazoa; Rotifera; Eurotatoria; Philodinida; Philodinidae. The record is from the annotation of a GenBank genome assembly.
AUGACUGCUGGUUCAAUAUCUGCUCCGUCAAUAAUUCCAUUACGUGUUGGAUAUACACAAAAAUUUUCCAUUGAUACAAAUACAUUGAUUGAAAUACGUAGUGAUACAAAUGAUGUUGAUAUUUAUUAUACAUUAGAUGGUUCAAAACCAGAUGCAUUUAUAACAUUAGCAACACGACGUUCGACUAUACAAUAUAAAAAAAAACCAUUUUAUAUACCAAGAGAUAUAGCUAAUACAGGCAAAGUAACAAUUAAAGCUAUAGCUGUAUCACGUGAUGGAAUUCGAGAAAGUGUUAUAGUAACAAAAAUAUUUGAUGUUAAAAUUAUUCCAUCAGAUCAUUCAUUAUCGGAUGAAUAUGAAAAUCGAUACUUAUAUGAAUUACAACAAGAACGAAAGGAAUUAAUAAGAAAGAUGCAAAAUGAAAAUGAACAAAUGCAACAAAAAUUAUCUGAAUCAAUGCAUCGUUCAACAAUUGAUUCAUUUGUACAAGAAAAUCCAACUAAUUAUACAUAUUCAAAUUCUCAAAUACAAACAAAUGUUUUAAGAUAUGCACAUUGUUUUGCACCUAAAUCAAAUGAUUUAUAUACACGAUCUUGUACGGAAUGUGGUCUACCUUGGCAAAAACUAACUCAUAAUCCACCGGAUAAUUAUUCAACUAAUAUAUGUACAAAUUGUAAAUCUACUAUUCCACUUAAUUCUAACACAUGUGUUGUAUGUGAAACACCAGUAUCCAAAGAACCACAGCAGCGACCAACUUCUCAAAAUCAGGUUUCACAAAAAUUAAUCAAAUUUUAA